Molecule: messenger RNA, 1572 nt
Organism: Phytomonas sp. Hart1
Lineage: Eukaryota; Euglenozoa; Kinetoplastea; Trypanosomatida; Trypanosomatidae
Source: the annotation of a GenBank genome assembly
AUGCGGAUGAUCGCGGGGCAUCUUCUCCAGCUCCGCAUGGUCCGCGCCGUGGGAUAUUUACGCGAAUUGCAGGUCUUUUUGACGGUCUUUGACGGCCCGACGUGGGGAAUGAGGGCGGAGAUGCAUCUCCUCGCGGCCUGCGUCGCCCUGCACCUCUCCCUGCGGGAUCUCCCACGCGGCGACGUCGAAAGCGAAAAGGACGGAGGGGUGGUGGAGGCUUUUUGGUCGUAUUGGGACCGGGCCCAUCCCACAUGGGGCACCGCCGAUGGCGAGAGCUUCCAAAGAAAAGGAGAACUCGCGGAGGAAGAUGGAGGCGGAAGGGAUCUGAUCGCUCGGGAUGUGGGGUUGCCGAUGGCGCAUUUAUUAACGGCGGAAUGGUAUCUUCGAAGCUGUAGUGUGUCGUCGUCUGAUUCUUCCUCGCCGAAUAUGCUGCUUCUCAAUCUUUUUAAGGCGAUCGCGGUGGGAAAGGCAAUGACGGGGAAAGUCGAGUUGGAGCUUUUAGGUGAACCCCUCUCAUCAAGCAACACCCUCACGAACGGGUUAAAACGACCACCAAUGCGUAGCACCAAUGAUCUCAGAGAGGAAACGGAGGCAAUCAAGCCUAAACGACCUCGUUUAGAGGAAAGAGGCGAUUCUAAAAUCGACGAAGGGUCUUUCCAUUCCUGCGGGUAUGCAUUGCGGGAGGUUGCGUUAUCGCAGCAAAGACGCUGUGCUACUGCUUUCGCCCGCAUCAUGCACUCUUUAACGCAUCUCUAUCAGACAACACACCAAGAAGAAACUAUCAAUCGUGACCUGGAUUUAACUCCUCACAGCAUCUUAAGCUCACCAAAUGAACAUAAAAAGGGGGAUUCUUCUUUUUCAUCGUGGUCUUCACUUCAUCGCACGUUGUUGCUUUUUCUAAAAGGCUUUCUAGCGUUAACGGAGGAUUGUGAUAAGGACGCAGCGGUGAGGGCCUUUCGCCUCGCCGUGAGCAGUUCCUGGCGCCUCCUCAGUCCCUUCCACCCCUGCGUAAUUGACAGCCUCGUGCAGCUUACCACACAAAUAACGGGAAAACAAAUCGUUGGGGAGAACAAAGGGGAUCUUGUAUGCACCGAAAGGGCGUUAAAUCUCCAAAAUGAUUCGGAAGAAGAGGAGGUACGUUUGCUUUGCUCGUUUCUGAGUUCUUUUUUGAAUUCUGUCGGAAAAGAGGACAAAAAGGAAAGCGGGGAAGCGGAAGGGGAAAGGGAGGCAAACGAUUCAUUGGUGGGUAUCGUGUUGCGUGCGGCCGCGUGCGUAAGCUGCAGCGCACUUUUUCGUCUUUUGGAGGCCUUUGAAGGCGAGUCGCAAUCUUCAGGGGAGGUUACUUCAAAUUUAUCGCAAUCCAAGUUAAACUAUCCCCAACCCAUUUCUCAAACACCUUCUCUAGAAAGUAUUCGCGCAUGGUGGGGGAUGCAGGUGCGGCAGUUGUGUAUGAAUAAGAUACCAGGAAAUGGCUACGCGCCUCAGCUGCCGACAGGUGCCGCGCAACGGCGUGAUCUCAUCGCGGCUUUGGAAUUUCUUCCAAACAUAGCGGCAUACAGUAGAUUAAGAUAG